UCUCUCGCUCUCUCUCAUUUUCUCCCACAUUCACGCACCUCCCCCAGUUCCUUGUGCGCAGCCAAGGAGCCGCUCGCCUCCACAAGCAUGCGCGCACACAUGCGGGCUGCACGGCGCGAUGAAGCGGAGCGACGCAAGCAGCAGCAUCAGGAGGAGAAUCACUCCACCAACACCAACAGAAGCGGCACUGUGCAUGCAGCUUGACCAAAGCGUGAGAGCAGCGACCAUGGCGAAUCAUUACGAAGCUGGAGGAAGACCCGCCCCCUGCUUCCCUAUUGGCCCGCUGGGCGUCAAGUCGCGUCUGAACACGCCUUCCAGAAUGCAAAACCAGCCCUGCUGGACCUAGCCACAGGAGCGAGAGGUUAAUCGCGGAGAAGGAAGAGAUCGCGUCAGGUUCCGUGUGAGUAGGUGUCGACAAUCAGGAGCCGAUGCCAUGGAUGCGCUGAAUUUCAGUUACUGGAACUCCUCAGAAGCCAACGACACCAACGCAGCCGAGGAGCACGAGGGCUCCUACAAGACUGUGGAGGUGGUGUUCAUCGUGCUGGUGGCCGGCUCCCUCAGCCUGGUCACAGUGAUCGGCAACAUCCUGGUCAUGCUCUCUAUAAAGGUCAACAGGAACCUGCAGACUGUGAACAACUACUUCCUCUUCAGCCUGGCGUGCGCCGACCUCAUUAUUGGACUUUGCUCAAUGAACUUGUACACAGUCUACAUCGUCAUCGGGUACUGGCCUCUGGGCCCGGUGGUUUGCGACUUGUGGCUGGCUCUGGACUACGUGGUCAGCAACGCGUCCGUCAUGAAUCUUCUCAUCAUAAGCUUUGACAGGUACUUCUGCGUCACUAAGCCCCUCAGUUACCCUGUCAAAAGGACCACCAAGAUGGCGGGCAUGAUGAUCGCUGCCGCUUGGGUCCUGUCCUUUAUCCUGUGGGCGCCUGCCAUCCUCUUUUGGCAGUUCAUCGUAGGCGGGCGCACAGUGCCGGAGAAGGAGUGCUACAUUCAGUUCUUCUCAAACGCAGCCGUCACUUUUGGCACCGCCAUCGCCGCGUUUUACUUGCCUGUAAUCAUCAUGAUUCAGCUCUACUGGCAGAUCUCCAGGGCGAGCAAGAGCCGCGUGAAGAAGGAUAAUCGCAAACCAUUGGGAGGCAACGCCGAGCCUUUGUCAGCCGCCAAGCGCAAGAACAACAAACCCAACAACAACAACAUACCGCCAGAGAACAUAGCGGCCUCCCAGAGCCAGAACACGGAGGACGGAAGCAACCAGCACGAUGGCAGAAUGCAGAACGGCAAAGCGCCUUCCACAACCACUGCUGAGGGUGAAACCGAGGGCGAUGACACGGCGAGGGAGAUCUGCGCUGCCGGCGAGGAGAAGGAGAGCUCCAAUGACUCCACUUCGGGUAGCGCGGCCGCAUCCAACAUGAAGGAUGAGGAGAUGCCGCAUUCGGCCGCCAAUUCUGCCACCGACCCAUGCCCCCCGCUACCCCGCCAACACACCAAAGCAGGCGUCUCCAAGCUGACCUGCAUCAAGAUCAAGGCCAAAUCCCCCAAGGGCGACUGCUACACGCCCUCCAAUGCCACGGUGGAGAUCGUGCCCGCAUCCGAGCGGCAGAACCAUGUGGCGCGCAAGAUUGUGAAGAUGACCAAGCAGCCGCCCAACAAAAAAAAGAAGGCAGCCCCAUCGCGGGAAAAGAAGGUGACGCGCACCAUCAUGGCCAUCCUGGUGGCCUUUGUGGCCACGUGGACUCCUUACAACGUGAUGGUGCUGAUCAACACUUUCUGCUCCAGCUGUGUCCCCAACACGGUGUGGACGCUGGGCUACUGGCUGUGCUACAUCAACAGCACCAUCAACCCCGCCUGUUACGCCCUGUGCAACGUCACCUUCAAAAAGACAUUCAAGCACCUGCUACUCUGCCAGUACAAGAACAGUCGCUCUGCGAGGUAGACGUUUCCAAGAGUGUGCCGUUGUGCGGAUGUUUAGUGUGAGUGACCUUUCAUCCCACCGUUUCUUUCAAUAGGGCAUUUCUCCAUUACGCCACACGUACUUGCGGGUGGCAAAAUCCCACAUGAUCUCCAAUGGCACCACUAGAGAACAAAUACUUUGCUAUCAUUUUACCAAGACAGGGCAAUUGGGGAAAAAAAACAGGGUAAAAGGCUUGAAUUAUUAUUUUAGCUUUUUUUUCUACCACCGAAGUUUAAAUGUGUGAAGUGUCAGGUUAUAAAAAUAAAAAAGGUUAUGUUAACUACAGUCCUUGAAAAAGACAGCCAAUGGCAGUCAAAAUUUACAUUUCAACAGGUAAAUUGAUUCAGAAAUAGAUGUAGUAUAUAUUCAAACAUUGUUAACAUGAUGACUUUUUUUUUUUUUUUUUUUUUUUUUUACUCUGAUUAAUGGGACAGACAACCUCUUGCGACAGUGAACUGGAUAGCUGGCGGUAGAGCUGAUAUUAGCUAGCAGGCAAGCUAGCUAACAAUCAACUAGCUAGCUACAAUCCAACCAAACAUUUUAUACAUACCUGUGAGAAAAUGCCAUCCAAAAAUCCAAUGAUGAAAGGUUGGUUCCUUGUCUGUCACUCCGCCACCAGGCAUUCUUCUGAUCUUCUCUGUACAACUGUUACAAUAUCCACUCACCUUAUCCUCCGAGGAUUAAUUUAGAUUAACUGAAAGGAAAUUCAAAUAAUCCCAAACCUUUUUGGGCGUAACAUGCAGCGCAACUCGAAACAAGUUUUAGUCAUCAUUUCAGUUCUGGUCUGCGGUAGUCACUCGCAUUCUGCCACCCGCUAGUGCCCUGGCGCCUAUUGUUUACAAACAUUUUGAAAUGCGCCGUAAGUAGUCGUAGCAUCGAGCGGCUCCGUGUCAGGCUACAACAUUUUAGAGCUCCACAAUGGGACAACAGGGUUGCCUGAAUUUACAAACCUCACGCGUUUUAGGUUCAGUGACAACACUUGUAGAUAACUGUACAAAGCAGCUCCAUACUUCACCCGGAAUCUUUCCCACGGAUUUCCUCAUCAUACCCAAAUGAUUAAAACUGGAUCUCUUUUUCCCGUUUCUAUUUUUGCUUGGCUUCCAGUCUGCAAUGACAAAACACUGCUAAAUUCUACAAACUUGACCAUUUUUGACGGCCGUCUCGAGUUGUUGUUUUUUUAACAGCUCUUCAAAACUGGUCGAAACAAAUCGAUGAUGCAUCCCGGCCUUCUGCUCGCUCAGCUUUUUCUUUUUCGAUUGACACGUUAGCGCUGACAGAAUCGUUUUUGCUGACGCCAGCUAAUAACAUAUUUAUUGCGCACUGUCAUAUUAGGAAUCUCGGCAGCGUCUAACAAGUAGCUGGAGCUCAGAGCUUAUUAGUGUUUGUUUUGGAGUGUGUGGAUAGAUGUAUGUGUGUGUCAUUGCAUAGUGUAUGUGUGUAUGCUGAUGCGUGGUUGUGGGCUCCAAGUGUGGAGUUAAAUUCAGAUCACAGCUUCACCGGCUCGUGAUUUAAAAAGGGCUACUUUCUCGUCUUUAUGUCAUACAAUCACAUUAUCAUUGGCAUCAUGUUAGCAUUUUGUGUACAUAACCUUCCACACAAAAAAGUUCUUAGGAUGCACAUUGCCCACCGAGCUCAUCUCAAGAGUGUGGUCAGGGGUAGGAAAUUAGCACAUCAGCAUAUACAUUAGCAUUUUACAGCCAGAAAUUGGCCCAUUACAUGCUUAACUAGAGCUUAUGCAUGCUCACUGGUGGAAGUAAGUGCAGCAUUUUGCAUUUCGAUCCACUUCAACGCUUUCUUGGACAUACAUUAGGAAUAAGGCAUAGCACAGUUUAGGUAGCAUGUCCUUGUCGUCACCACAUGGCUGAAAAACACAUUUUCUGGUCAUACACUGCCCCCUAAUGCUGAGGCAGUAAACAAAAAUGUGAUUAAUUUAAUCAAAGAGUAGCAUUAUUCCAUUUACCAGGAGGCUAAUUUAGUCUUUUUUCCUUUCCUUGUGGACUUUCCUACUAACAAUGUGGCUGGAAAGCACGUUUUCCAGUCACAUGCUGCCACCUAAAGGUGUGGAGGACCCUAUAAAAAUACUUUCAUCCAUCCAUCCAUUUUCUUUACCACUUAUCCUCACCAGGGUCACGGGCUGCUGGAGCCUAUCCCAGCUAUCUCCGGGCGGGAGGCGGGGUACACCCUGAACCGGUCGCCAGCCAAUCGCAGGGCACAUAGAAACAGACAACCAUCCGCACUCACAUUCACACCUACGGGCAAUUUAGAGUCCUCAAUCAACCUACCAUGCAUGCUUUUGGGAUUAGAACCCCGUUCCUCAGAAAAGUGGUGAACUGGAACAAUUUUAGUAAGUAUUUCCAUAUAUUAGUCUUCAAAGAACCUAAUAAAUCCUGAGAUUUGGGAAAGAUUUGGGGGGAAAUGAUUGGAGACAGGUAGAAAAGCUAUCAUGUCCGUUAGUCUCACAAAAUGUGAUUAAUUUCAUCUAAGUGGUGACAGGAGUAACAUUAUUCCACUUACCAGAUUGGUAGAUUUGUCUUUUAAACCGCCUUACGGCUUCUUGGAGCGCCCAGUUUUUAUAUGCAGCUCCCUAGAGUGCAUGGACAACCACAUACAUAAAAAUGACUUUUUGUGGAAAUUUGUGUAAAACUGGGAGUAAAGUGACAAAUAACAUUUCCUGUAAGCAUUUGCUUUUAUUAGUCUUCAAAUAAACUAAUAAUUCUCAAAAUGUAAGCAAGUGUGGGGUUAAAAUGGUCGACAAGCGUGGCUGUCCUUAGUGGACAUAGAACAUGACAGUUUAGCUAGAAUUUCAUUUUCCUCAGCACAUCUUUGGGAAGCACAUUUUCGAAAACGUGAUUCAAUACAUCAAGGUGGGGAUAAUAGUAAAAUCACAGCACUUACCCGACAGUAAUUUUGUCUUUUUUAUUGUCUCUUUAUGGACAAACUUCACUGUUGGAACAUGUACAAGUUUAGCUAGCAAGUCCUUCUUCUCACAAUGCGUGGAACGCACACGUUUCUGCUCAGAUGCUGCCCCCUAGAGGCGUGGAAGACCUUAUUUAGAAAUGAAUGGGGGCAAUUUGUCCCAUUAGAUUAGAAAAACAUACAAAUGAAACAAAAUCAAGAUAUUGGCUAACAGUAUAUUUUAUACAUAUUGAUUAAAUUAUUUCGAAAUAAAUAAUUUAAUCAAAUAAAUCAAUAGAUACAUUAGAUACAAAAAGAAAAUCAAUAAAUGUUGGCUUUGAUAGUCAGGAAUAAUUACAAAUGAUGUAAAAUCGAGAUUUAGAAUAGAAUUGUAAAUAAAAUCAAGAAAUGCAUGCAUUUUAAAUCAGAUUGUAAAAUUACAAAAAAACAAUUGUUACAUAAAAUUGCUGGAUAUUUGAGGAUUAAGAGUAUUUAAAAUCAAAAUCUAAAUUAAAAAAAAAAAUUUGAAGAGAUGUAUUUCAAAUUAGAUAUUAAAAUACAAAUAAAUCAAUCAAUAGAUUUUGAGGAAUAUUUGAAGUUUAGUUUUAAAAAAUGGAAACGUAUUAAAAUUGCAUUUCUUUAAAAAUGAACUCAAUUAGAUACUUGCUUUGGAAUCAAAGCAUAAUUAACAAUUGGGUGAAAAAAAAAUCUAAAUUGGCCAUCUGGUAAAAAAAUAUACAAUAAAACUAUAAGAUAGCUUUGAGGAUUGAUGAAAAAAAAUACACUUAAAAAUUGUAAAUUUAAAAAACAAAAUUCUAUAAAUAAUGUCUUUGACAUUGAGUAUUGGUCAAAAUGUAUUUGAAAUCCAAAUUUUGAAUAAAACAUUUUUAACUCAAUAGGAUACUUGCUUGAUGGACUUGUCGAAAGGUGGUAGAACUGCUGUUAAGAAUGAAUACGGUUCUUGCCAGCGUUCCAAUCUGGUCGUCCAAGUGUUCCGAUAUGGGAAUUACGGAAUAUACCCGCUGUCAUUCCACGUUGUCGCCAUCGUCGUAUUCGUCGUGCCGUCAGAGCUAAUCGGGCUCCUCUUCACACGGCUUUCGGCAAAGGGCUACAAUCCUCUCGCGUGGGGAGAAAAAGGCGGGACAACGCAAAUACAUUUUGCAGAAAGAGUAGAAAACAGAAAAUAUCAGCAGAUUGUACGGAGUAAUUUCAAAAGUGCCUUAGCCGGAAUGACAAAAUGGAAAUUGCUCUUUGCAUGCUCGAAUGUGUGCGUUAGCUCUGAGCUACUGCUACUUUCAUUUAACAGUCGCAACAUUUGUGUCCACAUUUUCAGUGUGUGUGUGUGUGUGUGUGUGUGAGACCCGAGAUUCCAAACAGGCUUCCAAAGACUCCCCUCCAUACACGCAACAUUUCACACACAUCUUAUAACCAGUGUACAAAAAUGUGUCAUUGCAAAAUGUACAGAAACUUUGUGCGUGAAAUAGUCGAUUUGUUGUUGUUUUUUUUUCAUUAUUUUAAUAAUAAUAAUAAUAAUGUGCAUUUCUGUAGGCAUGAUUUGCAACAUUGAGCGGGUGGGUGGUUGCCAAAAGACGACACAAAAAAUAACAUUUGGCCCCGCCGCUAGCUGCACAUUUCAUUUAGAUGUUUUUGUGUGUGACUUGUGGAAAAAAAUAAAAUUUGCCAUGUAAAUACAAAUAUAUAUAUAUAUAUAUAUAUACAUACAUACACACACACACA
This is a messenger RNA of Phyllopteryx taeniolatus (common seadragon), 6586 nucleotides long. RefSeq names its product cholinergic receptor, muscarinic 2a (gene chrm2a). Gene Ontology annotation, molecular function: G protein-coupled acetylcholine receptor activity. The record is from RefSeq and is a predicted model, not a curated record. The transcript is spliced from 4 exons. The coding region runs from base 434 to 1936 and encodes 500 amino acids. Lineage: Eukaryota; Metazoa; Chordata; Actinopteri; Syngnathiformes; Syngnathidae. Gene Ontology annotation, cellular component: plasma membrane. Gene Ontology annotation, biological process: adenylate cyclase-activating adrenergic receptor signaling pathway; regulation of heart contraction.